AACGCAAAAGAUAGAGCGAGAGACAGCGAGGGUGUGGGAGGGGGAGGGAACGGAGGCAGCAGAGCACAGUUGAAACUUGUUUCCUGUAUCUCUCAAUACUCUCUGCCAAGUUGUCAAUAGCAGUGGUGGCCCGUGGUUUUUCAGAAACAUGCAAGCUAUAAAAUGUGUGGUGGUAGGAGAUGGAGCUGUGGGGAAAACCUGUCUGCUCAUCAGCUACACGACCAAUGCCUUCCCCGGAGAGUACAUCCCCACUGUGUUUGACAACUACUCCGCCAAUGUGAUGGUGGACAGCAAACCAGUGAAUCUGGGACUCUGGGAUACAGCUGGACAGGAGGACUACGACAGACUGAGACCCCUCUCUUACCCACAGACAGAUGUAUUUCUCAUCUGCUUCUCCCUCGUCAGUCCAGCCUCAUUUGAAAACGUCAGAGCCAAGUGGUACCCAGAGGUGCGGCACCACUGCCCCUCCACACCCAUCAUCCUGGUGGGCACCAAGCUGGAUCUGAGGGACGAGAAGGAGACCAUCGAGAAGCUGAAGGAGAAGAAGCUAGCCCCCAUCACCUACCCACAGGGCCUGGCACUGGCCAAGGAGAUCGAUUCGGUGAAGUACCUUGAGUGCUCUGCCCUUACCCAGCGCGGGCUGAAGACUGUGUUUGACGAGGCCAUCCGCGCCGUGCUCUGUCCCCAGCCCACCAAGAUCAAGAAGAAAGGCUGCCUCCUGCUCUAAAGGGGAAAAAGAAAACAGGUAACACUUUACUUGACGCCGGUGUCAUAAGCAUGUCAUUACAGUGUCAUAAUAGUGCUAUGCAUGUGUCAUAAACAUUAUGUCCAUGUCAUAAACAUUUUAUGACUGUUGACCUUAAGUCACAUUCGUUUAUGGCAAAGCCAACCCAAUAUAUAAAUAGUCAUAAAAUGUUCAUGACAAGGACAUAAUGUUUAUGACUUAUCUAUGACUGUGUCAUGACACUAUUAUGACACUGUAAUGACAUGCUUAUGACACCAGCGUCAAUCAAAGUGUUACCGAAAAUACAGCGAAAAUGACAAAAAAGGAUGAAAUUAAUUAUAAGAAUGCACAAAAACAUGAAAGAGGAGAGAGAUUUAGACAAGGAGCAGAGGCGAUGUAAGUUUGGCAGAUGGGAAUGUGGAGGUGCUGUAAAAGAAAAAAGCAGAGCGAUGAUAGAAAGUGAUAGCUUGGGUAUCUUUUUCAGUUUAGUAUGUUUUGCUUUAGGCAAUUUUUCCUACAGUGUAAUUGUAUUAUUUUAUAAAUGAGUUAAAGACUGUUCUGUCUGUGUGUGCCAUUGCCUGUAUUGAGUUCAUUAAAGACCUGCUGUCAUGUUGUCUUCA
Engraulis encrasicolus (European anchovy) is the source of this 1344-nucleotide messenger RNA. Its product is annotated as ras-related C3 botulinum toxin substrate 2. Bases 149 to 727 code for a protein of 192 amino acids. Gene Ontology annotation, cellular component: cell projection; cytoskeleton; cytoplasmic vesicle. The record is from RefSeq and is a predicted model, not a curated record. Lineage: Eukaryota; Metazoa; Chordata; Actinopteri; Clupeiformes; Engraulidae. Gene Ontology annotation, molecular function: protein kinase binding; GTP binding; GTPase activity. The transcript has 6 exons. Gene Ontology annotation, biological process: motor neuron axon guidance; cortical cytoskeleton organization; regulation of actin cytoskeleton organization.